GUUGACGGCUCUAAACGGUCCUCCCACAGUAACGCCUAUUUCUUUGGUUUUUGGAAGAGCAAACGUAUCGUACUUUUUGAUACCCUCCUCACGUUAACUCACGAGGAGAUCCUCUCGGUGUUAUCACAUGAGCUCGGCCAUUGGUACCAUAAUCAUCUGGUGAAGUCGAUGACAGCGGCAAGUGCUCAUCUGUUCGUCAUCAUGUACGCCUAUGGAAUCUUCGUACAGCGAUAUGGGGUGCAACUAUUGAGCGACUUUGGCUUCCCUACAAUGCCUGACGGAUCGGUCCCAGCGAUGGUGGCGUUGAUGCUAUUCACCCGACUAUGGCAGCCGAUCGAUCAAGCUAUUGACGUUCUGAUGACCGUCCAAACCAGGACAUUCGAGUUUCAAGCCGACCGUUUCUCAGUUGAUGAUGGUCGUAGUG
Perkinsus marinus ATCC 50983 is the source of this 424-nucleotide messenger RNA. RefSeq names its product caax prenyl protease ste24, putative. Gene Ontology annotation, cellular component: endoplasmic reticulum membrane. The transcript is spliced from 4 exons. Gene Ontology annotation, molecular function: metalloendopeptidase activity. The record is from RefSeq and is a predicted model, not a curated record. The annotation marks the transcript as partial. NCBI's taxonomy places the organism in Eukaryota, Perkinsozoa, Perkinsida, Perkinsidae. Gene Ontology annotation, biological process: CAAX-box protein processing.